This is a messenger RNA of Aspergillus pseudonomiae, 740 nucleotides long. RefSeq lists its product as uncharacterized. Bases 182 to 436 code for a protein of 84 amino acids. The record is from RefSeq and is a predicted model, not a curated record. The transcript is spliced from 2 exons. Lineage: Eukaryota; Fungi; Ascomycota; Eurotiomycetes; Eurotiales; Aspergillaceae.
AAAUGUUACUGCUUGCCUUUACUCUUUGCCAAUGAUAAUGAGAAGAACUUGGAAGUACCUGAAGAAAUACACUAUUGAUUUGGGCUUACUCUGGCCUUCGUCUUCAUCUCGUCGUGAUGGUCAAUAUGUAGAACUAUGAUUCGACCGCCUAGCCGGACGGAGACUCCGCAACUGUGCCACUAUGAAGUGGAUUCCAGGAAUGGCAACACAUCGGCAUCGAAUCACCACCAAAUGCGGCGAAAAUGACAGCCCAGUUGAUUGGGACCUCAACUCUUACUGGUCUAAAGUAAGUGAUAGUUAUGGUUUUCUAUCUGACAAGAGGCGCAAUGCUGUAAGCCUGGACCAUGAACCAAGAAUAUCUUGCAUGGUCGCCUCUGGAAUCAAUACGAACCUCCAAACGGAUGCCCACCUGUCGAGUGGACCUGGGCAGGGCUAGCAGCCCGUCCCUAUCUCCGAAAGUAUGCCGAUAAACCAAGGUGGAUUUGACUUCCCUCAGGGAGUCAGGGACAGGUAAGGUAGCCAACAGACUAAUGGUAAUCUUCGCAGGGGUCCGUUUCACCGGCCUUCCUGACAGGACAGGUACAACUUAGUUAUUUAUGUUGAGACAGACAGGGUAGGCGAUGGCCGAUCUGAUAGAGAACCAUUGCCUCGGCUGGCUGCUCUACCAGGAAGGAUCGUACUACGUGGUACUUAGUAGGACUCCGGAGUAGUCAGGUGGUGCCGGCCUGCAGGCCAUUGCG